AACAAGGAUGGAAAGAGCGCCACAGACCGCAAGGUUGCGUGGGAGCGGAUUCGCCAGACGAUUCCGCGCGAGAAGACCGCCGAGGCGAAGCAGCGCCGCAUUGACCUCUUCAAGAAGUUCGACAAGAACGACACCGGCAAGCUGUCCUACGAUGAGGUGUACAACGGCUGCAUUGAGGUGCUGAAGUUGGACGAGUUCACCUCGCGAGUGCGCGACAUCACGAAGCGUGCGUUCAACAAGGCGAAGGACCUGGGCAGCAAGCUGGAGAACAAGGGUUCCGAGGACUUCGUUGAAUUCCUUGAGUUCCGCCUGAUGCUGUGCUACCUCUACGACUACUUCGAGCUGACGGUGAUGUUUGACGAGAUCGACACUUCCGGCAACAUGCUGAUUGACGAGAAGGAGUUCGAGAAGGCCGUGCCCAAGCUCGAGAAGUGGGGUGCGAAGAUCGAAGACCCCGCGAAGCUCUUCAAGGAGCUCGACAAAAACGGCUCCGGGUCCGUGACGUUCGACGAGUUUGCUGCGUGGGCUUCGGCCCAUAAGCUGGACGUCGACGGCGACCCGGACAACGUGCCAGAGAGCGCGUGA
This is a messenger RNA of Trypanosoma conorhini, 585 nucleotides long. Its product is annotated as flagellar calcium-binding protein. The annotation marks the transcript as partial. Gene Ontology annotation, molecular function: calcium ion binding. The record is from RefSeq and is a predicted model, not a curated record. The transcript has a single exon. Lineage: Eukaryota; Euglenozoa; Kinetoplastea; Trypanosomatida; Trypanosomatidae.